Molecule: messenger RNA, 237 nt
Organism: Stereum hirsutum FP-91666 SS1
Lineage: Eukaryota; Fungi; Basidiomycota; Agaricomycetes; Russulales; Stereaceae
Exons: 3
Cellular component (GO): nucleus
Molecular function (GO): ATP-dependent activity, acting on DNA; DNA binding
Source: RefSeq, a predicted model, not a curated record
UUUAUCUACCUCCUCUCUACACGAGCUGGUGGUGUCAGAAUCAAUCUCUGGAGUGCGGAUGCUGUAAUCAUCUUCGAUCCAGAUUUCAACCCCCAUCAGGCUAUCGCACGGUCUCAUCGAUACGGACAAACGAAACCAUGUCUCGUCUUCAAGUUGAUGGCCAAGGACACAGCUGAAGAGCGAAUCGUUCAGAACGGCAAGAAAAAGCUCAUACUCGACCACGUUAUUGUGCAGAAG